GACACGGUGAACUUGGCGGUGUUGUUGUCCAUUUGUCCCGCAUCAUUGCCGCAGCGACCUGCUAAAGCAGCUCGCGUGCACAGAGCCCGUGACCCGGAGUCAUGGCUGCAGCGCGCAGCUUUGCAGGACUCCUGCUUUUUGCUUCGGCUCAUGGCCAGGUGAAGAGGUACCAUGUCGUUGAAGAAUUUGUGGGACCAGACUUCUUCAAGUCCUGGAACUUCUACUCGGGCUCGGACCCCACACAUGGCACAGUGAACUUUGUCACCGAGGAGCAGGCAUGGCAGAGCCAGCUGCUCUCCGCAUCCGAGUAUGGCGUUGAGAUGCGGGCGGACAGCACCACCAAGCUGGGAAGCGAAGGUGGGCGAAAAGCUGUGAGGAUUGAGAGCAAGAACAGCUACAAUAGCGGCCUUUUUGUCCUCUCCUUGGACCAUGUGCCCACGGCCUGUGGUGCGUGGCCCGCGUUCUGGAUGUUUGGUGAUGAUGCUCAACACUCUUGGCCGCGCUGGGGGGAGUACGACAUCCUGGAGUCCAUCCACACGCUGAAUUACGCGACGACCACUCUUCACACCCGCGAAAGCUGCGAUCAGCGUGAUGUGAACAACGGCAUUGACUUUGUUGGCCAGGGUUGGGCCGCCGGCUCUCUUGGCAACAACAAGGCCAAGAAUUGCUGGGUGAAGGCUCCGCAGGAGUACGAUAAUCAAGGCUGCGGCCAGAAAUUGCCGGCAGGAUCUUUUGGAGAAGGCUUCAACCAGAAUGGAGGUGGGACUUUCGUGGCAGAAUGGGACCGGGAGGACCGGAAGUUCAUGCGCACUUGGUUUUUCCCCAAAGGCAAGGAGCCCAUUGACCUCAUUGUCCGUUCUCCUGAGCCCGAUCUGUGGGGGACCCCGAAUUCUUUCUUCACCCUGCAUGAGCGAUGGUGCACAGCUGACCACUUCAAGAAUAUGCGGAUGGUUUUCGACACUACGUUCUGCGGCGACUACGCUGGCAGCACCUUUGCUGCCAUGUGCCCAUCGAUCAAGACCACCUGCGAAGACUAUGUCAGGAAUCACCCCGAGGCAUUUAGCGAGACUUUCUGGAACAUCCAGCGCUUGGAUGUCUACCAGAAGCUGGACGGCGCCCAGCUGGCUGCUAUGGCACCAGUCGACUUGGUGGAGGAAAGGCCCCAUGGCCAUGGCGUGGCAACAUUUCUCAUCACUCUGACCCUUCUUGUGGCGGCUGGAGCCGCUGGGUAUUAUUUCUACCACAAGAAUGACAAGGUGAAGACUCGAGUCGAUGACUGUAUUGAGGCUGCAGGCCUCACGGAGACUUUACAGCAGGUUCAGGAAACUUGCCACGGGGGCUGGCAGCGUAUGAAGGACUCUCUCAACCCUCGCGGGGAGAGUGAUGGCGAGACCCCGCCCGACACCCCGGUGACCUCGCCGCGUGCGCUGGCGGCUGCGCCGCCGCCAAAGCAGAGCGGCUCGCCGACUCCAGGACUCGCCGGCCAGCUGCAGAACUGGACGGCGGCAGCAAGUUACUACGCAAGCAGUCUGCGGGGAAGUCCCGCAGUACCUGCAGGGGGCAGCUUCCCAAGCUCAAACAACAGCUCGCUGCAGCGCCAUGCGGCUGCGCAGCCGGACCACCACGACGUUCCCAUGCCUUUGAUGUGGCAGCCGGCAAGGAGCCGGGAGUUGUCCGGCUUAGUGCCGACGCCGAGCAGCCGGCAGAGCUCCCUGAUGCACCAUCAGGUCUCGCACGUAUCAUCUGGGCGCGUGCAGGCAUUGAACUCUGGAUCGCUGCCUGCAGUGAGCCACACAAGCUCCCUUACCACGCAGCGACCUGCAACAAGGUGAGUGCUGAGCGGCUGACCGCACAGCUUCUGGAUUUGCAGUGCAGUUGCUGGGCCACUGUCCAAGUUCCAUUGCUUAACCAAAGGCCACGGACAGCUCAGAUAGACGCCUAGAUUCUGCAGUUUGAGUUGGACAAUUUGAAUUUGCAAAAUAGCAUCUUUUUCCUGGAGCUCACCUGGCUGGGCCAACGCGGCGUUUUGGAUGUCUUGCCUUCCGUCCGGCCAAGAGCUCAUGCCACGCACUGUG
Messenger RNA from Effrenium voratum, 2075 nucleotides. Lineage: Eukaryota; Dinophyceae; Suessiales; Symbiodiniaceae. The record is from the annotation of a GenBank genome assembly.